Molecule: messenger RNA, 3298 nt
Organism: Pseudoliparis swirei
Lineage: Eukaryota; Metazoa; Chordata; Actinopteri; Perciformes; Liparidae
Product: formin-binding protein 1-like
Exons: 18
Coding region: 124-2004 (626 amino acids)
Biological process (GO): signal transduction
Molecular function (GO): protein binding
Source: RefSeq, a predicted model, not a curated record
UCUGCGCUGGUGUUGCUGCAGACAGACAGACAGGAGGUGAGACACGUAGGGUGCGCGCGCCGGCCAGCAGCAGCUCGCGCUGAGACCAGGACCAGGACCAGGACCAGGACCAGACCGGACACGAUGAGCUGCAACUGGGGCACCGAGCUGUGGGACCAGUUUGAUAACCUGGAGAAACACACCAGCUGGGGCAUUGACUUCCUGGAGAGAUACAGCAAGUUUGUGAAGGAGAGAGCCGACAUCGAGCUGAGCUACGCCAAGCAGAUUAGGAGUCUGUCUAAGAAGUAUCACCCCAAGAGGAGCAGAGAGGACGAGAGCAGGUACACGUGGUGUCUGGCCUUCUCAGCGACGCUCCGUCAGCUGAACGAGCUGUCAGACCAGAGAGAGGAGCUGGCUGAGAACCUCAACUCCCAGAUAGUGUGUGAACUCACACGCUACACACAGGAAGUGAAGGCUGAGAGGAAGACUCAUUUCCAAGAUGGCCGCCGUGCCCAGCAGCACAUUGAGAGCUCCUGGAAACAACUGGAGUCUAGUAAACGUCGCUUUGAGCGCGACUGCAAGGAGGCGGAGCGAGCGCAGCAGGUGUCCGACAGAAUCGACCUGGACAACAAGACGGCUGGAGAGAAGCGCUGCGCACUGAAGGCUCGGCAGACGGCUCAACAGAAAAAACAAGCUGCUGAAGAGUCCAGGAAAGACUAUGUGACCAGUUUAAACCAGUUUAACCAAGACCAGCACCAGCACUACCACACCCUGGUCCCAGUUAUCUACCAGCGUAUCCAGGACAUGGAGGAGCGGCGCAUUGAGAGGAUCUGUGAGUCGAUGCGCUCCUCGGCGGAGGCGGAGAGGAAGGUGGUUCCUGUGGCGAGCAGCUGCCUGGACGUCAUGAUGGACGCCGCCGAGGGCAUCCAGCCCCGCAUGGACACCCAGCAGGUGGUGGAGGUGUACAAAUCGGGCUUCGACCCCCCAGGUGACGUAGAGUUUGACGACUACAGCGCGGCAAUGAGGAGGAGCAUCUCUGAGUCCAGUUACCUAGACAACCGACUGGAGGGGCGGAGACACAGCAGGAAGCUGUGGCCCUUCAUCCGGAAAAACAAGUCAAGGUGGUUGCACACUUCUCUCUCUCCCUCCUCCUCCCCCUCCCCAACCUCACCUUUACCUGGGGUCGUCGACAGCAGUCCCCAGUCCCUGCCCCCUGCCUCCAGAGAACCAAUCGCACAGCGGCUGAAUGACCUCAUGACCUCUGGCUCCAGAACCAGGAAGCAGUGUCUGCGCAGCCUCAAGAGAGGGCUGUCUCUCAAACUGUGCUCCGGUCCUGUAGACUGCAGUCAUCUUCCUCCUGAACAGAGAAGAAAGAAACUUCAAACCAGAAUCAACAACAUCAACCAGGAGAUUCAGAGAGAGAGGGAACAGAGAGACGCUCUUUUGAAGAUGAGAGAAGUUUAUGACCAGAACCCUCAGAUGGGCGACGCCCACAGCGUCGCGCCCCGCCUGGAGGAGGUGAAGCAGAGUCUGGAGAGGCAGGAGGAGGAGCUGAGGAGGAACCAGGCGUGGCUCUCUGAGGCCUCUGACCUCAGCAGCAGGAGACAAAGUGGAGGUUGUGGGUUGAACUCCGAGGAAACGACGGCCGGCAGCAGCAGCUUGAAGCAGCUGGACAACCGGAGCCCAGCCAGCAGAGAGAGUCCCGAUGGCAGCUACACUGAGGACCACAGUGCCGAGCUUCAGUUUAAAUCCCGUAGUUCAGAGUUUGAUGAUGACUUUGAGGAUGAAGAACCGUUACCCAGUAUUGGCACCUGCAAGUCCCUUUACCCGUUCCAAGGACAAAAUGAAGGCACUCUGUCGCUGGUGGAGGGAGAACUUCUUUCUGUGGUGGAAGAGGACAAAGGUGACGGUUGGACCAGAGUGCGGAGGAACCUGGAGGAGGAGGGAUAUGUCCCCACCUCCUACAUCAAAGUCUUCCUGGACAGCAGUGCCAAAGGCUUUGUGCAGAGUAGUCGGCUAGUCUAGUAUUCCACCAGGGAGGACGUCUCGCCAAGGGAAGGGAUGUAAAGGAAGGUAACAGCUUGUCACCGGACAGUUUAACUCUUCAGAUAUCAGCCAAUCAGAUGACUCUCCUGGGGACUGAGGGAUGGAAUAAUACACCAGAGACCAGAUACUAGACAGGGCCAAAACACAGAUAAUGUGCCAUCAGAACUCGGAUAUUAGACAUGGCCUUAACACAGAUAAUGUUUCAUAGCAGAAUCCAGAUAUUAGACAGGUCCUAAACACAGAUCACAUGUUAUAUCAGAACCCAGAUAUUAGACAGGUCCCAAACACAGAUAAUGUGUCAUCAGAACCCAGAUAGCCUAUUAGACAUGGCCUUAACAGAGAUAAUGUUUCAUAUCAGAACCCAGAUAUUAGACAUGGCCUAAACACAGAUAAUGUGCUAUAAUAACCCAGAUAUUCGACAGGUCCUAAACAAAGAUAAUGUGCGAUCAUAACCCAGAUAUUAAACAGGUCCUAAACCAAGAUAAUGUUUCAACAGAACCCAGAUAAUAGACAGGUACAAAACAUAAAUCACAUUUCUUAUCAAACCCAGAUAUUAGACAGGUCCCGAUCAGUGGGGCUCUGCUCCAUAUACAUGUAUUUAUUGUAGAUUAUCACAUUAAUAAUUGUUCAUAACUUAAAGUGUUCCUCUUAAUUAGUUUUAUUUAAAAAAUACACAUACAUGUUUUCAUUAGUUAAAAAAAAUAUUACAGCUAUUUAAACUAAAUCCUGAUCUUACAAUCAAAUUGAUCUCUUUUUAUUUCACAUUGAGUCCAAAAUGAUGCGUUUAUGUUUUUUGUGCUUGUAAUUGAUUGACAGCUGACCUGAGAUCAGCUGCUGUAAUAAACCUUUUGAAUGUUGGUAAUGUUAUUGAAAAGAAAACAAUCCUAUUGGCCGAGAGAUAACACAGAGGGGAACAACUUGUGAGGUCACAGUGAUGUCACAGUGAUGUAAACAGCGUGUAAAUAGAAACUGUAGCUGCAUAGGUGUAGCCCCGCCCCCUAUGUCCCUGCUGAUAUUAGCCCUGCCUGUGGAUUAACCCAUGUCUAUUAGCCCCGCUCCUGCGACUGACACCGCCCCCUGCUUGGUGACGAUGAUGAUGAUGAUGAUGAUGAUGAUGAUGAUAUUGAUUGUGUGAAAUGUGAACUUUUUUUAUUUCAUAGUGAGAUAUUGAUCAGUUAUUGAUUUUUUAAAUUAAAACGUGAGACUGCUGAUCACGCGCUUUUCAACUUCCUGUAUGUUAAAAUUUCAAAAUAAAGUACACUGAUCAAAAAAG